Messenger RNA from Clunio marinus, 2201 nucleotides. The record is from the annotation of a GenBank genome assembly. Lineage: Eukaryota; Metazoa; Arthropoda; Insecta; Diptera; Chironomidae.
AAAACAAAACAUUAUUAAACAAAUAUUUAUUACCUAUUACUUAUUUAUAAUAAUAUUUUAGAGUUUUUAAAAAUAAAAAAUGAUGGAUCUAGAAAUAGAAAUUCAGGAAGACUUUACCGGUGUAAAUUCUCUUGAGAGGAGAUCGAACAAAUCAAAGUUGAUAAAGUACAAACAGAAAUUAAAGAAGAAUAAGAAAAUGUUUCCUUGUGAUCAUUGUAAAAAGAUUCUCUCAUCAUUUAUCCAUUUACAAAAACAUUUAAAUACAACUCACAAGCCUAAGGAGUUUAUUUGUGAUUAUGAAGGGAAAUGUUUUAACACUAAAGAUAAAUUAAGGCUGCACAUUUUACAACAUCGACUUUAUUAUCGUGUAAGUUGUAAUAUUUGCCAAAAAGAAUACAAAACGAAUCAAUCGAUGAGAAAACAUUUAAGAACUCAUUUUGAACAACAUCAAUGUGAAGCAUGUGGACAGACAUUUCGUUAUAAGCGACUUUUAUUAAAUCACAUGUCGUCAAUUCAUCAAGAUGAUCCAACAAUUCCAUGUAAUUAUUGUACAAGACUAUUCUCAAGUAAAACGACAAGAGAUGCUCACCAUAAAAUGAUUCAUCAAAAUCAACGAAGAAAUCUUGAAUAUUUUAAAUGUCCCGAUUGUUCUCUUGGAUUUGAAAUGAAAGAAGAGCUGAGGAUACAUAGUUUCAUUCACUUUGAAGGAGAAAUUCAUACUUGCUACGAAUGCCAUCAAAUUUUUAAGAAAAAGAAACUUCUAGAGAAUCACAUGAAUAAACAUGAAAAGCCAACAUUUCAAUGUAAAGCAUGCAAACGAAUGUUCAAAUAUCGACCAAAUCUGGGGAAACACAUUAAAAAUGGUCGUUGUAAAGGUCUGAUUGAUAACAUUAUAAAAACCAUGACACCGCAGGAAGAAGCUGAAGUUGCGAAAGAACAAUUAAUUAAAAUGACUGUCAAUCCUACAAGAGUCAAUCUCAUUGGAGUUUCAGACAUUUGCAAAACUAAAAGUGAAAAAAUUGAUAAAAAUAUUGCAGUUAAAGAAGAAAAUUUUGAGGAAAACAUUUCUGCAGUAGUCAUUAUUAAAAGUGAAGAAAUUAAACAAGAAAAAAUAGUUAAACAAGAGAAAAGUUCUUCGAAAAUACUAGAACAGUCAAAGAAACUCGAUCGAAGCUUGAUAAACGAUUAUUUUUGUGAUUUGUGUGACUUUUCAGCAAAUAAAAAAUGUCAAAUGUUAUCACACAUUCGUCAUCAUAUUUCGUCUAGACGACACGGUUGUAUCAAUUGUAAUGAAAGAUUUGCUACGCGAAUGAAACUUCACAAUCACUCAAUGAAAGUUCAUGGACGUGGAGUAAUUGGAUCAGUUGAGUAUAGUAAAGCAUCAGCGCCAUGUCCAGAGUGUUAUCAAGUUUUUAGUGCGGAAAGAUUAAAGUUUCAUAUGAAAUUACAUGAAAAACCUCGACAUGACUGUGAAAUCUGCAAGAAGUCAUUCAGAAGUCUUUCGACUUUGGGAAAACAUUUAACAAACAUUCACAGUGAUGAGAAAAAGUUUACAUGUACGACCUGCGGGAAAGGUUUUCGCAAACUAACAAUCUUAAAACAUCACGAAGAGAUUCACAAUCCAAUAAAAAUUUACGUUCAAUGUGAAAUUUGCAAUACGAUGAUGCAAAUGAAAAGUUACAAACUUCAUAUGGAAGUUAAGCAUGGCGAUCGUUAUAAAGACAAACCUCACAUUUGUGAAUGUGGAAAAGCAUUUCGUUACAUUAAACAAUUGACAAAACAUUAUGAAAAUGUCCAUAAAAAAGUGAAUCGAGGAGUUAUGUAUCUUUGUUCUGAACCUGGUUGCGAACUGGCAUUUAAUCGCCGAAUAGAUUUACGCAAUCACUCGUUCGAUCAUUUCAGUGGCAAAAUCUUUGAAUGUGAAUGUGGAAUGAAAUUUAAAAAACGGAAAUUGCUCACGAUUCAUUCUGCAGUUCAUAAAGGUGACACAUUUCCAUGCAAUCAUUGCAGUUUAACAUUUCAAACACGAGGUGGGAGAAGAAAACAUCAAAUGAAAAUUCACAGUAGACAUGUGGAGGAAAUUUUCUAACUUCCGAAAUUUUCCACUCAUUUAGAGAUGAUUUAAAGUUUAAAUUUCAUAGACUUUAUUAUCUGAAAUUUGUUGCACGAUAAAAUUUUAAAUAAACUGACUUUAUAAAGUA